This is a messenger RNA of Dujonia railenensis, 276 nucleotides long. The record is from the annotation of a GenBank genome assembly. NCBI's taxonomy places the organism in Eukaryota, Fungi, Ascomycota, Pichiomycetes, Serinales, Debaryomycetaceae.
AUGCACGCUAAGUGGAAGUCUCAUUUUAGAACUAAGUCUGUUGGUAGCAACCCUUUAUCGACAUCUCCAACAUCAAAUACUUCAUUUUCUUGCAGGCCAAGAUCUAAUACAUUGCCAAGUAUAAUGUACACCCCUAGUGACGCUUAUACUGGAGAGAAGGUGGAAAGAGUGGAUGAAGAUGUUGAUGAAGAACAAAUUGACAAGUUUGCAACUAAUAUAUUAAGUAUAGUCAAUUCGCUUCAGAAAUAUGAGUACGAAGUCAGUUGGAAUAUUUAA